CGCGUGCGCGGAGUCCAGCGCGCUCUGCGGCUUGGUCCGCAGUGGAGGCUGCGCGAACAGCCAGGGGGCGGUGGAUGGCUGUGCGGGGCCCGGCGGGCUCGGGGCCUAGCUCCCACGAGCUGGUGGACGAGGCUGUGGCGGCGGCCGGGGGGCGCCAAGCACCGACCCUUGUGGCAGCGGGACCCGCGGUGGAGGGCGAGGAAGAGGAUGAUAGCCGUGGCCGGGGCCUGCUGCGCUGGGACGGUUUCUCGGCCUGGCUGCACUGCGUGUGUGUGGUGGGCUUCGACCUGGAGCUGGGCCAGGCCGUGGAGGUAAUUUAUCCUCAACAUUCCAAGCUUACUGAUAAAGAAAAAACCAAUAUUUGCUAUUUGUCUUUUCCAGAUUCAAAUUCAGGUUGUCUUGGAGAUACCCAGUUUUGUUUUAGAUUUCGGCGGUCUUCUGGGAGGAGGGUGUCACUGCAUUGUCUUCUGGAUCAAUUUGACAAAGAUUUACCAGUUUACUUAAAGAAAGACCCUGCUUAUUUUUAUGGAUAUGUAUAUUUUCGACAAGUUCGAGAUAAAACUCUUAAGAGAGGCUACUUUCAGAAGUCAUUGGUUUUGAUCAGCAAACUACCUUACAUUCAUUUUUUUCACACUGUGCUGAAACAGAUAGCACCGGAGUAUUUUGAAAAGAAUGAACCUUAUUUAGAAGCAGCAUGUAAUGAUGUUGAUAGAUGGCCUGCCCCAGUGCCAGGGAAAACGUUGCACCUGCCUAUUAUGGGAGUAGUAAUGAAGGUACGGAUUCCCACAUGUCAUGACAAGCCUGGGCCUACUCAAAUAACACAGCUAACUCAACAGGCAAAUACACACAUAUCUGUUAUUUUACCUACUGUUCAUGAGGUGGAUCUUUUCAGGUGUUUCUGCCCAGUUUUUCUUCAUAGUCAGAUGCUUUGGGAGCUGGUGCUGUUGGGAGAGCCUCUCGUGGUGAUGGCUCCAUCACCAUCGGAAUCUUCAGAGACUGUACUGGCCCUUGUGAACUGUAUUUCUCCAUUAAAGUACUUCAGUGAUUUCCGACCUUAUUUCACUAUUCAUGAUAGUGAAUUCAAAGAAUAUACUACCCGUACUCAAGCUCCACCCUCAGUCAUAUUGGGAGUAACCAACCCUUUUUUUGCUAAAACGCUUCAGCACUGGCCACACAUUAUUCGAAUAGGAGACCUUAAACCUGCAGGUGAAAUUCCUAAGCAAGUUAAAGUGAAAAAACUGAAGAACCUAAAGACUCUGGAUUCUAAACCUGGAGUUUAUACUUCUUACAAGCCAUAUCUAAAUAGAGAUGAAGAGAUCAUAAAACAAUUACAGAAGGGUGUGCAGCAGAAACGUCCUUCUGAGGCUCAAAGCGUCAUUCUUCGAAGAUAUUUUUUGGAAUUGACACAAAGCUUUAUCAUUCCAUUAGAAAGAUACGUGGCAAGCUUGAUGCCUUUGCAGAAAACUAUUUCUCCGUGGAAGAGCCCACCCCAGUUAAGACAGUUCCUUCCAGAAGAGUUUAUGAAAACACUUGAAAAAACAGGACCACAGCUGACCUCUAGAAUAAAAGGCGACUGGAUUGGACUUUACCGGCAUUUUCUGAAGUCUCCAAAUUUUGAUGGUUGGUUCAAAACCCGGCGGAAAGAAAUGACCCAAAAGUUGGAAGCACUCCAUCUAGAAGCUCUCUGUGAAGAGGACCUACUUCUCUGGAUCCAGAAACACACAGAAGUAGAAACAGUAGAUCUUGUAUUGAAGCUGAAAAAUAAGCUGUUGCAGGCUGGUCGAGAGCAUUUACCUGUGAAGCCUGACACUAUGGAAAAGUUACGGACACAUAUUGAUGCAAUCAUCCUAGCCUUGCCAGAAGAUCUCCAAAGCAUACUGCUCAAAACGGGCAUGACAUGACCUUUACUCCAGCCUAAAAGGGUUGUACACCAUGAAGCAUACUGACUUUUCGACGGACACCGAAGGCAAUGUCUCCAUGCUGCAGAAUGGAAAAUGCUAGACACAGGGUGGGACAGCUGUAUUGUACAAAUAGACUUUUUUGGUGCAUUAUUUUUAAAAAUGGGUAUUUGUGGUUGUUCCACUUUAAUACUGAAACACCGAAAGGCAUUUCUAUAUUUUUAAUCAUGUUUUAAAGUGCUCUUAUGAGAGACCUGUGGGGCCAUCAGUAUAAGUGAUUCCAUACUGCAGUGCUGGCAUUGCAGAUAUUUUUUUAAACUGGUGCUGCUUUGCCCAAACAUACUAAAACUCAGGGGGAUAUGAAAUUAAUGUUCACACUGGCCAUCUUAAGAAGGAAAAGACUGAACUGUCUAACUAUAGUUAGAUGUAAUUGAUGCUUAUGUAGUGCCUUCUGUUGUCCUACAUGUUUCAGAGUCCAGCUGCUAGUUUUGAGCUUUUUUUUUAGCUUGAUUAUAUGUAAUUUUAUAAGCAUUCUAUUGAAUAAUCAUUGCUUAAAAAUAUUUUUCUUCUCAUCUUGCUUAUUAGUAUGCAUGGUAGUUUUUUCAUUGGUCAUGCAUUUUUUUUUUUUUUUUGAGACUGAAUCUCACUUGUCCAGAUAUUUUUGUGUGAGUAUGUAUGUGUUUUGUUCUGUACUGGGAAUCAAACUCAUGACCUCGCACUUGCCAGACAGACACUGUAUGGCCAAAUCUUAUUUCACUUUUUUUUCCCCUACCAUUUUCAAAAUUUUGGUUUUCUUGAAGUCAAGAAAUCAUCUUUUUUAAAAAAAAAAAAUUUUUUUUUUUGUUUUUUGGUACUGGGGAUCGAACUCAUGACCUUGCCCUUACCAAGCAAGCACUUGAGCCGCUGAGCUAAAUCCCCAGUCCUCAAGAAAGCAUCUUGUGGUAAUUAUGUAAAAGUUUAUUUUCUCUGCCUUUCACUAGUUGGGCCUGUAGAAGCUAAUGAAAAUGGAGGCAUUUUAAUUAUGAACUUCAUAAUCAGCUGUUUUCAUUUAUUUUUUUUUUAAGAGUAGGAAGAAUUUAUUGAGAGAAAGUAAGCUUCUGUCUCAGUGAGACACAAGAGGUUCCCAAAAGUGGGUUGCCCACAGACCCCACUUCUCAAGGGUGUUUUUCAGCUGUUUUUAAAUGGAGCUAUUAUUUCAAACAUAUCUGUAAGCCUUUUUUGUGCUAGUUGAGUGAUUAUAGAAUAUAUUUCCCACAUUAUUUGUUGGACAGUAUUACUUCCCCAAAAUUCAUAUUUCUCAGAACACUUUUUUAUUCGUUUGAGUUUUUUGAGACAAGGUCUCCCCAUGUAGCUCAAGCUGAACUCACUGUGGAGCCCAGGCUUGCCUUGAAUUUAUGAUGACCCUCCUGCUUCAGCCACCUGAGUGCUGGGAUUACUGGCUUGCGCCACCACACCUGGCUUUCUCAGAACACUUUUUGUUGCUUGACUUUGGAACUUUUGCCUAAAUCAUUUUUUUUAAAUUUAUCUUUUGUGUAUACUACCUUGCCAAAAAUAGAAGAUUGUGAUUUGAUAUAGUAAGAUUGUUUGAUUUAUGUUUGAAUGGGAAUGACCUGCAAAAGCCAGUAUUUAAAAUAGGCACACACAAUAUAGCACAUAUGUAAAUAGUUGUGUCUCAAUUAUCUCCUACACAACCAAAUUUAGUUGUGUUUGUAAAAGAAAUGGCUCCAAAAGCUAUCUCUUGUUCUCUGUGGCUAUUAAAACAUAAGAGCACUCCUGUUCCAAGAAAGGUUCUUAUGUUUGUGCCUGUGGUCUAAUAUCCAAUGUGCCCUUUUCUUAUGGAUUCAGUGUCUUGAAGGGUACCUCUAAGUCACAGAGAGAAUACAGCGUUUGGAAGAAAUCGUUUGCCUUGGAUCAUAUGGGUUAUUUUGUGAAACAACAGUUGUUCCUUCAGAAGAGGGGUAACUACUUUUAUAUGCCGAAGUAUUUCAUAACUUUGUAGGAAAUUUUAUUUAGUUAUGGUCAUCUCAUUAUUUUUCAAAAAGUUGUAUUUUAAUACUCUUACAAUUUAUAUAUAGUUUGUGACCACAAUUUGAAAAUUGUUAGUGUCAUAUCAAGUAUCUUAAAAACUGUACCACUACAGGAUAUAUCAUUUCAAGUUUAUUUUGCACAGGUAGAGUAGCAAAAGAUGCCCAUUAGUGUGAUAAUGGUAUCUUUAUUUUUACUGUAUUUAACUGAAACUUAACACAUGUUGAAAAACAUACUAUUCCAGUUUAUCUUAAUUUCAAAUUAUGUAUUUGUAAGAAUAAUUUAAGUUACUUUGGAAAUCUGAGAAAGACUGGUUGAUAACUUAAUUUUUGUUCUUCAGAGUAGUUUUUUUUUUUAAAAGAAGACUUUGUUAUCUAAACUGCCAUUUAAUGUUUUAUCUCCACCAGCAUUAGAAGGAAUCACUGCUUUAAGGGUGGUAUGUAAUGGCUAGUACCCUCUAUUUACGGUGAAAAAGGCUUCAUGGAGGCAUUUAUGGUCAUUACCAAAAACUGAAUUAAAAGCCUUGAAUUUCAAAGUA
Cavia porcellus (domestic guinea pig) is the source of this 4461-nucleotide messenger RNA. RefSeq names its product DENN domain containing 6A (gene Dennd6a). The record is from RefSeq and is a predicted model, not a curated record. Bases 75 to 1901 code for a protein of 608 amino acids. Gene Ontology annotation, cellular component: recycling endosome. The transcript has 20 exons. Gene Ontology annotation, molecular function: guanyl-nucleotide exchange factor activity. Lineage: Eukaryota; Metazoa; Chordata; Mammalia; Rodentia; Caviidae.